CGGUGCAAGCGCAGCCCGAUGUUGCAGCGCAGGCAACUAAGGGAGGCGGCGCUCAUUGCGCUCACAGUGUUCUUCCUGCUCAUUGGAGUUUCUUGGGCGCGACACAUCGAUGAAGAUUGCAUUGCUUUUCAGGAGAAGACGAUAAACGUUCCAGGGUCAUCCCUAAACAUCACUUCUUGGAAUGACUCACCUGAGGAGCAAGAGUUCCUGGCAUUGUUUUUGUAUUUCUAUGGAAAAGAAUACCCCAAAACUUACUCCAUUCUUUAUGUUUUCCCGUCGAUGUUUCAGCUUGUAGAUCUUAAAAAUAGUGAAUCAAAAAAGAGGAAUUUUGCAAUAAAUCCUCCAUUACUAAAUGGGUGGGUGGAUCUACAGCUGAAGUUCGAGGAGAAGCUAGAAGUGCGGAUUGCUGGAUGGCCAGGCCCGCUGAUUAAGGUACCUAACGCCUUCCAUGUGGAGAAGGUGAAACUCAAAGGGAGCAACACGACGGUUAACUGCCGUGACGAUAUGGUCGCAUGGCGUGUUAAUCAUACACGGCAGGUCAUCCCAGUGGCAGGUGCAGCCCCGUAUCGCCUUACCAUGUUCUCUGGUUCGUCUUUCACUCCAAAGUUCAUUUCUGCCGAAGAAGAGUUAUCGCUCGGUUUGGAAGGGGAGGCCUAUGUAAUUGGACAGGGAGUGCCUCGCCUGCCUCCCUAUAAGGAUCAUAAUUUCACGCUGGCGUGUAAUCACUCUGAUUCGAGAGUAAAUAGUUGCUACUUGCAGGCACUUGACAGUUGCGUCAUAGGUCCACUUGUGUGCAGCGAAAUCGAUUGUUCCAUCACAGUGUCAACAGGACAUGGAUAUUUCUUCCUUUUAUUGAUUCGGAAGACCGUCAACAAUACUGAAGAUGACGCAACCACUUUAGAUAUCACUGAAAGUAGAGUUAUAGGACGAUAG
Penaeus chinensis is the source of this 933-nucleotide messenger RNA. RefSeq lists its product as uncharacterized. The record is from RefSeq and is a predicted model, not a curated record. The coding region runs from base 19 to 933 and encodes 304 amino acids. Lineage: Eukaryota; Metazoa; Arthropoda; Malacostraca; Decapoda; Penaeidae. The transcript is spliced from 6 exons.